CCUUGUGAUGUGAUGUUGCUGGUGACAAAAUAACACGGGGAGAACCGUUCAUUUCAAACAAAAGCGUCGACUAUUUAAUACAUUUUACAGCUGUCGAGUCCUUAAUGAUAAACAAGGUCGACAACGGGAUGUAGCCAAUGAAAUGGAGUAUGAUGAGAGACUUGCACUUUUCCGCCAAACCCGCCUCAAUCCCUUUGAUCGCCGAGAGGAGGAAAAUGGUCCCCAAGGAGCCAAGACGCCCCCACUGCACGAAGCAAGGCCUGAGCUGUUCUCUGGGACCAGGACACACAGUUCAGACCGAACCAUGGACCUUGGUCUAGCUGAAGACCACUUCUCAAGGCCAAUGGGUUCGUUUGUGGCGUCGGAUAUUGAACAGCUUAAAAUGGCCAUAGAGGAGUGUAAAAAGCUGAUCUUGGAGCUGCCAGAACACUCGGAGAGACAGAAAGACACUGUUGUGAAACUUAUCCACCUUCGUCUCAAACUGCAGGAACUUAAGGACCCUGAGGAGGAUGAGCCUAAUCUAAGAGUCCUACUGGAGCAUCGCUUUUCCAAGGAAAAGAGCAAGAGUGUGAAACAGACCUGUGACAAGUGUAGCACUAUCAUCUGGGGCCUUAUCCAAACUUGGUAUACCUGCACAGGUUGCUAUUAUCGUUGCCAUAGUAAGUGUAUGAACCUGAUCACCAAGCCCUGUGUCAGGUCAAAGGUCAGCCACCAGUCUGAGUAUGAGCUCAGCAUUUGCCCUGAGAUAGGACUAGACCGACAAGACUACCGCUGUGCAGAAUGUCGCACUCCUAUUUCACUGAGGGGUGUGCCAACUGAAGCCAGACAGUGUGACUACACUGGACAGUAUUACUGCAGCACAUGCCACUGGAAUGACACCGCCAUCGUCCCAGCUCGUGUCAUCCAUAACUGGGAGUUUGAAUCACGCAAGGUUUGUCGCUCCUCAAUGCGCUACCUGGCCCUGAUGAUGUCACGACCUGUGCUGAAGCUAAAAGAAAUCAACCCGCUGCUAUUCAACUUUGUGGAGGAACUGGUGGAGAUCAGGAAACUACGUCAAGAUAUUCUGUUGAUGAAACCCUAUUUUAUCACCUGUAAGGAGGCCAUGGAGGCUCGGCUAUUACUACAGUUACAAGAUCGGCAGCACUUUGUGGAGAAUGAUGACAUGUACUCACUACAGGAUUUAAUUGACAUCUCCAGCGGCAGACUCAGCUGUUCCCUCACUGAGAUCCACACCACAUUUGCUAAGCACAUCAAACUAGACUGUGAGCGUUGUCAGGCCAAAGGAUUUGUGUGUGAGCUGUGUAAGGAAGGAGACAUACUGUUCCCUUUUGACAGUCACACCUCAGUCUGCCAUGACUGUUCUGCUGUCUUCCACAGAGAUUGUUACUAUGACAACUCCACAACUUGCCCACGAUGUGCGCGGAUGACUGACCGAAAGCAGGACGAGGUGCCAGAUGUGAAAGAUGCGUAAGUCGGGACAGAAACACUUGAUGUUACUGGAUGUUGCACUUUGCCUCAUGUUGUGCUCUAAUCGAUCAAGAAAGUCUAACAGAAGACUUGCUUUUCGUCUUUGUCCUUGGUUCGUUUUGUGUUUAUACUGUAGUGUCUUUAUCCUCCUGUGCACUACAUAAUGAAGCAGGGUGCUUAGAAACCCAUCUGGAAAUUAAUAUAUAUAUAUUUUUAUUCAACUUUUUAAUUCAUACUGAAAUUGGAUGUACUGAACACUGUGUAUGUGUGUUUGUGUGAGUGAUUAUUAUGUGCAUCUACGUGUAUAAAUGUACAAAAUAAAUGCCCUAUAGAAAAAAGCCAACUCACCAGUAGGUGAUAAUGCAUGUAGCAGUUGUUGUAUAUUAACUCUUACAAGCCUCAACUGCAUUAACCUUUGCUGCCAACUGUGCUGACAACUUAACUUUAAGUUUGCCAUAUGAGAAAAGGCAUACAACUGCAGUUUCAACUAAAUCACAAUGUUAAAUUAACCAGAAAUUUGCCUUUUAGCUUCCAGUUGUAUGUUUUUAUUUCAAUAACAAAAUCCAGUAAACAUGCUGUUAAAAGUUGAGCAAGUGAACUCACACUGAGCCUUCAUUUCCAAGCUAAAGUUAAUUAGGAUCUCAGAGGUCCAGGGUGUAGGAUUUAGGGAGAUAUAUUGGCAGAAAUUGAAUGUAAGUAUAUUUUCGUUAGCUUAUAUUUGCCUGAAAAUAAGCACUGUUGUGUUUUUGUUCCCUUUACAUGAGCAGUUCAUAUCAACAAAGCGUGGAUCCUAUUCCAUGGGUUCGCAGUGUUGUUUCUACAGUAGCCCAGAACAGACAAAUCAAACACUGACUAAAUCCUACACACUAGACCUUUAAGUUAGCGUGGCACAACUAAAAUACAUCAUGUUUAUUAAAUUCACAAUAAGAAAAUUAGUCAGAAAAUCACAUAGACUAUGUGAUUAUAACAUCACCCUUUUUUUUCCUUUUCACACAUUUCCCAUCAUCAGUCCCAAUGCUGUUUAUCUCACAGUUCCUGUCCUGAAAGCAGUCUAUACUCAUCCUUUACUUAUGUUACACGCUUAUUUUCCUUUCAGAGUCAAAAGUUAUUCAUCUUUUUAACAUGUCAUAAUGUUUUAAGAAAAAUAUUUCCAGACUUUAAAGCAACAUUUCCUUUGAACAUGUCUGCUCUGGGUUUGUUAAAUGUCACCUUGAUAAUAUGAGAAACCUAUACAAUCAUUAAAACCAUAAUCUAAAAAAUAUAAAUACAUGUAGCCUACUAGCAAUGGGUAUAUAGUCAAAGCAUGUAUUUUCUUGUAAGGAGAAUUGUUUCACUGCAAAAGAAAAGGAACAAGGACUUAAAUGUGCUUUCUUUUUAUUCAAAACUGUGAACUAUCUUUAGACAGUUUAAUCCGUGUAUAUUCUGGUUCAGUUUAGUGCAGUGUGUAGCAAAUAUAUGUGAAUACUCAUGAACAUUGUGUGCCUAAGAGAGUCAGGUUACAUACAGCUGUGAUCCAAACGUCUUAAUACACUCACCAUCAUGUUAAUGGUUUCAGUCUUACAGUACGUAGAGCACAUGUUGUCCAAAGAUGACAAAGAUGUUACAUGACACCUUUGGUAAUGUGUAAAUGUUGACUUAAAGUAUUUGUUUUACAAUACUGAUUUUUGGCUGUGUUAUCGGCAUGAUGUACUGUAUUUUUUUUUUUUUUUCAAACUAAUGGACAUACAUGGUGUUGGUUAAAGCCAUACCCUGUUGUAAAACAUGUGGAGUAGUGCAUGAAUUGAAUAAAGUAAUGAAAUGCA
Messenger RNA from Plectropomus leopardus (leopard coralgrouper), 3269 nucleotides. RefSeq names its product differentially expressed in FDCP 8 homolog (gene def8). Lineage: Eukaryota; Metazoa; Chordata; Actinopteri; Perciformes; Serranidae. The record is from RefSeq and is a predicted model, not a curated record.